Messenger RNA from Entrophospora candida, 450 nucleotides. Lineage: Eukaryota; Fungi; Glomeromycota; Glomeromycetes; Entrophosporales; Entrophosporaceae. The record is from the annotation of a GenBank genome assembly.
AAGGUCAAUAAUCUAGAUCUUAAUGUGGGUAAAAAAACUUCAACGCAAAUUCAAAAAUUAUCAGAAGCAAAAACAACUAAACCUCAUCCACAAACUUCUAUUCAUGCCAUCAUUUUAUCCCAUGAUAUUGAUGUAGAAAUAGGAGAUAAAGGAGGACAACAACUUUUAAAGACUCAUAUUAUUGCAAACGUUGCACUUGCAACAAUUCGUUUGGAUGAUUUCUCGAUAGCAGGAGAGAUUACUGCUUCGGUAAUUUAUUUAAUAUUAAUACCAAUUGGAGAUUUCUUUGCUCGUCAUUUAAGAGAACUUAUUAUAAUUUUAUUUGGUGUUUUUAUAAGUUUGGGGGCUUUAAACAGUGGAAGCAGUGGCGUGCUUGGUAUUGUACGUUUGGUUAAUCAAAAAUACUACGUUGCAACUACUUUUACAACAAUUUUUCUUGCAAAAUUUUGA